Messenger RNA from Phycomyces blakesleeanus NRRL 1555(-), 7710 nucleotides. RefSeq lists its product as hypothetical. Gene Ontology annotation, cellular component: cation channel complex; axon. The transcript has 7 exons. Gene Ontology annotation, molecular function: monoatomic cation channel activity. NCBI's taxonomy places the organism in Eukaryota, Fungi, Mucoromycota, Mucoromycetes, Mucorales, Phycomycetaceae. The record is from RefSeq and is a predicted model, not a curated record. Gene Ontology annotation, biological process: monoatomic cation homeostasis. Bases 1 to 7608 code for a protein of 2535 amino acids.
AUGUCCAAUGAUCACACUGGAGAUUCGAGCGGCUCAUCAACACCCCAGAAUCAGCCAAGACUUCUACCACCACGGCGGAAUGUAUCAUUACACAGGCAAGAAUUCGAAAAGUCGAAAAGGGCAAUGACAUUAGGCUGGGAUAAGGUACGCGAUAAUCUCCAGCCUGCCAUAUCAGAAGAUACAAUCGCGGCCCUACCCCCAUCAACCUCUAUUUCUUCGGCUUCGACCUCGAUUACAUUACCAUCGUCCACUUCCCGAUCCCCCUUAGUCAAUCAACGAAUUGGACAACGUGGCCCUAUAUUCAAUCCAUUCUCCCGCGGUCAGACCACCUCAGAUCCUAUAAUGAAUUUGCAGAACGAUCACCGACAAUACAAUAUGGCCUCCACAACCCUUGCUGCUGCUCAAGCUGCAGGUAUGACCAAUUUCGGUCGUAAUUUUCGUACCAGUCGAUUCAUGCACAAUAAUGGUAUCUAUGCCACGACAACAGCAGUACAGCAGGAUAUAUAUCGCCUUGAACGUGCGUUAGAUAAAAUGCUUAUGCAAUUCAACACUCGUGGUCAGCAUGCCAGCUUUACAAAUUCUUCUUCAGAGCCUCUUGACUCCAAUAUAAGUGUUCCAAGUGAACCUACAUCUCACAAACUUCAUCUGUUUCCUCGACAUCCAAGAGUAGAAACAAGUGCACAGACAUCCUCUACAGGAGAUUUAGCAGAUAAACUAAGCAAAGAAUCUCGAUCAGAUAUUACUCGAGUAUCAGCAAUUAUGACAUCCCUGGUGGAGAUUCUUCGGAAGCAUAAACAAGCAACAAGGCUUCCAUUAACAGGAGAGAUAUUAGCUAUCCUUGCUGUUCCAUUUGAUCAGUUUUUAUUCAAUAGUGAUAAGUUGGAUGAUUGUAGACAAGCCUUAGAUAUAUUUGAUUAUAUUCGGGGGAGAUUUACACAAUUAACACCAGAUGAAAACUUUGAACAAAUAAUAUUUUGCUGCAGACUGAUGGAAACAAAUCAGUUACAACUCAAGAUACGAAUCAUUUCGACCUUAAAAGAAAUAAUGUCUCCUUUGAUAGGAAAUACACUCCUUUUACCUUCAACGCCAGGAGCAUUUAAUUCGCUUGUAUACACUCUAGUGAAUGCAUUAGUAAGCAUUUCACCUAUUCCUAUAACCGGCCAGGAACCCCUAUGUUUUGAUGAAGAAAGCGACACUGCUAGAGAUAAUAUUAUUGAAAUGCUAGACAUUUUAGCAAGUGGUGAUAUGAUUCCCAUUGCUGGAGAUCAAUGGGACUCUUAUUAUACAGCUUCCUUAACAAGUACCGCCCCUGUAUCUAUUGCAAGAUUUUGUGUCGUAGAAAGUCUUUGCAAAUCUCUCAUGACAGGGAAAUAUGCUUAUGAAAAUCCAUACAAAGGAAAUGUGUCUUUUCAUGGGACAACCUCACAAGAAAACCCCCGAGAUAAACUAAUCAUAUCCAACCUACUUCCACGGUAUUGGUCUGAGCCAACACUAGACGUAUUACCAGCUUAUUUGAAAGUUGUAUUUGUAUUAUCUGAGGCUGGCAAGUUUUCUAUAACCAAAUUACCAGUAUCAAUUCUCGAAGUAAAUUUGCGGGAUAAAGAUAAAGACUAUAAACAAAAGAACGUGGCGCUCAAUCUGGUGACAAUGCUUCUGUCCCUCCUGUCCGUUUCGAGCCUCGAAGAAGCCAUAAUAAACAACAGUAGAUUCUCGCCAAAUCAUAGCCCUCAACCCUCUGUACAAAGCUCAACAUACGAUCAUGGAUUUUCCUAUCCAACUGAUGAACACAACUCAGGUCUUCCAGUCGACACACCCCACGAAAUUAAUAUACCGCAGAAUAUUCUAAGCGACAUCAAGACGUAUUUUGAAGAAUUUUGGCAUGGAGGUUACAGCGAAUCCAUCGUCUUUGGUACUGAAGCUAUGCUAGAAGACUCAUUAAGUGAGCGUUCUGUAAGAGUAUAUCACAACCUGGCUUUCAACGUUGACCAUAACAUCAGCAAUGAAAUUGUCAAACGAACUAUACCAACUAUCUUUACCACAAUCACUUCAACAUACCCAGAAAACAUCCCCUCCUUGAGCGAUCUUCUGUCAAAAAUAGCAAAAUCGUAUAGACCGAUAUUUUAUAAACCUGUUGUGUCGUGUGUAGCUUCUAAUGAUCAAGAAAAGGUUGUUAGCUUAUUAACCCUCAUGUCCUGUCUACGACGAUACCUUUCAGGAGUUCAAUACUGGAUGCAGGAUGCCGAAAUGAUCAAUGUACUCCUCCUGAGCGAUGUUGGAAAUAAAAGAACAAGGCGUUCAGAGCGCGAGUAUAAUCCUACUCAAUUAUUAUCAGCAGGGAAUUCGGAUAACGCAUCAGAUACAAAAUGGGGAAGUACAACUCUUGGACAAUGCGUUGUUGCAGCUGAAUUUUCAGAGGCUAUCAAAGAAUUGAGGGACAAGCAAAGGGAUAGAGACCGGAACAUGGAAGAAGACGAGAUUGCGAAGAAGUUCCUGAUUGAUUUGGAAAGGCGUAUAUCUGUUUUUAUGACAGCUAAAGAAAAGCUUGUUUUGAUACCAAUCCCACUCCGAGUAAUCAUUUGCAACAUAUUUCUUGAUAUACGAUUUUUCUGUAAUACUACUCAUCGUCCAGGAUGGCUGACACGGUCUAUAGAGUGGGCCACACAACCAGUAGCCACUGCAGAACUUUAUCUCGAUUCAGAGAAAAUGACUUCACCAUGGGAAGCAGCGAGCAGUGAUGGAGAAAACGGACCAAGAAUGCCACGUACUUCAGUAAUGCUCCACAACACUUUUCUUGACGACGUUACACUUAUGUUUGAGAAGAUCAGAAUUGUACAUGCCCUUACAGUUGACGAGUUAGCUAAAGAAGCUGCAAGCACGGGUUCUUACAAUGAUAGACCAGUUUCAAGAGUACCACCUAGAUCUGAAUCAGCUGAAUCAGGUCAUAGCACUGUUAGCAAUGACUAUGGAACAAGUGAUGAGCAACCAAAUCCGUUAAUCCAACGAAAUAGACGACUCAAAAGCAUCAUAACAGAGUAUUCUAUAAAUUUAGAGACUGAAAUAUCUCUUAGUACCCACCCCCCUCUUCGAAUUUCCUACAAUGAAUCUCUACAAGAUGGACCUGCUACAACUUUAGCUAAGCGACGACUGGAAAGAUUACCAAAGAUCAACCAGGAUCCAUUUGGCUCGGUUUUUUCCUUACUUGUCGCCGUUUUUACAACAUUGUCUACUCAAGAAUUUUCUCGCCUAGUCACUCCAUUGUGGGAGAGAUUCACCGAUGAUCGUAAUCCACAAGUAUUUAUACCAGCCGCAUUUUUGCUUAUGCAAUGUGGAGAAAAAGUACCAAAAACUGUUAUAGAAGUAACUACUCGCGACUUCUACAGCACAAACCCUACUUGUAGAAUUUCUGCUAUCCGAAAGCAUGCUGCUAUCAAUGCGUAUCGCUUUAAUGUUCUUGCUCAAGAAUAUAUUCCAAUCUCUUCCCGCCGUCGCCCAUUUCGAGGAGAUGGCGGUGCAUUCUCAACACCGUUUGUUCCAACCGAUCUCGGAAGUAACCAAUAUACCAUGGAUGAACCGCGUUGGAUGUCAAAACUUAAAAAUGCGAGUAAUUUCCCCAUUGAAUUAAAGAGACAGAUUCAGGAACUGGGGUGGGAUGACGAUGACCAAGGUGAAGAGCAUGAAGCUUUAAAGAAGGUUUUGACUCCUCUGGCUCUUCUUCCCUCCCUCUUUUUAGAAGAAGAGGACGAAAGAAUGAACGAGUCUGUAGAAGGCGGAAGAGUACACAAGAGCGACACAAAACAAGUGAAUAUCAGUCAGAUGAUUACACGUAGAAAACGUGCGUCUACUGUCCAUGCCUUUACAGUAUCUUUCUUGAGUAUGGUCGACCUUCUAAAAGAUGAGGAUAGUGGUGUGGCUAGUUCCUUGCGAGAACUAUUGGAAACACUUACACGUGAUGACCCUUCACUUUUCUUGCGAGCUUUCCUAAGCGAUCUUGGAAAAUAUAAGGCUGAUCGCCAUCAUGAUAUCCUAUCACGAUUGCGCUACCUGGUCAGUAUACAAGCGAAGCUACCUCCUGGGUUUGCGUACAUACUGUUCAACUAUUUAUCGGGUAUGCUUAAAUGGCUCACUCGCGAAAAUAAGAAAGAUGGGCUUGUUUUAAUGGCUUUAAUUCAUCCCAUUCUGGCUGAGUUAACCUUGUCAACGAACGGUCUGUCUACUCGCGAUCUCCGCAAGAAUAAAAUUGAGCACCUCUUAGCCAGUACGGGUCGAUUCUGGUUCACUACAGAACAGCCAGUUGCUAUGUUUCCGCGCGGUUUAACUGACAUGAAGUCUCCGUUCUCUGUUCUUGAUAUUCCCUGGGAUGUGUUCUCUGUGGCUAUGCUACGAAUCAGCCAUAUUCAAUUUUUGACUAAUUUUCUGACUCGCUAUCCAAGAGAAGUUUAUGCUGUAAAAAAGACCCUUCAAGACUAUGAGCCUAUUACGUUAUCCGAAGUUGAUAUAAGCUGGGCUGGAGUUGAAACAGAAGACAUGUACUUUCCUGAUGCCAAGCUACGCAAACGACUUGAUACUGAUGUCGUAUUUGAAAGCGUGGAAAAUGCUAUACACCAAUCACACGAGAUAGAGCCAGAUAGACGUUCUUCUCAGCAACAUGAUGAUAUAUCCACUCUUUCGGCUUUACGCGCAAGAGUCUGGCUUCGUUUCAUUGAUGUACUGCUUAACGGUUUGAAUAAGAACUACAACGACCGUAUGGAACUUGAACGAAUUCUGAAGGGUGUAAAUGUAAUUAUCUUAGAGCACAAAAACGAUUUUGGAAUUAUUGGGCAGACACUUGUUCUCUAUACUCGUGUUGUUACUCGAUUCAAGCGUCUUUUUGUCUCGAAUCGUGGCUAUACGACAUUUACACCAUCGCUUUUUAAAGUAUUUUGCGACGUAGAACGAUUUCCUCAUAUUCGGUCUGCAAUUACAUUUGCCUGGUGCAGAUUUUACGCAGUACACGAAGAGGCUUUUGUAUUCCAAAUGCUGGGGGCACUUGUACCUUUGAUUCUCAAGGCUUACAUCAAGUCUGCAAGCCUUGGAUCUUGGAUGACAGACAAUUUAUUUACACUUAUGCAAGCUAUGCACAACCCACCUCGCUUAGGAGCAACUUCAGACGUUCUCGGAUUGCAGUUACAGGUUGAAUUAGACGAUCACGAACGCUCUAUUCAGGAACGGAUCGACUCUGUCAGCAACCCAAUGGCAAUACCUCUGUCGACAACUAUUCUUAAACCUUUGGGUAGAAGUGUUACUGCUCCGAUCCUCCCGUUAAUUGAUAAUGAUUUUUCAGAGAGAAAGUUCAAACUAGACAACUUUAUCAGACUAUUCUUAACAGUUAUUGCUUAUGAUCCAGGAUCACUAAGAGCAGAACAAUUUGUGAAAAUGUUUAGACAUCUAUUGCCAAGAUUCUGGAGGCUCACCAAUUUGAAAGAACUUGUGGCAGAAGGUGUUUCAGCUCUAGUUGAAGUCUUUGUAAAGUUCAGCAAGAAUGCAAAGCCACUGGCAGGUCUAGGCACUACAAACACUUCUCAGUCAGGCGGUGGAACGUCAAAAGUGCCUUUUGCAGAAGAACAAAAUAAAGGCCAAGGUCCAAGUCGAUCAGAAUCCGCUCAACAUGCGUACGGAAAGCAAUGGCAACAAAACGAUCGUCUGACUAUAAAGAAAGAGUUUGUACUUCUUGUACGCGAAUACUUGAAAAAUGGCGGGAAACUAUCAGAAAUGAACCACGAAAAGAUGGCUACUGUCAUUAAGAUUGUCAUGAGAGAUUAUGGAACAAUUCGAGAUUCAACUUGUUCUACAGACUGGAUCAGAGACUAUUUGGUCGAUGCACUCAAUGCACUUAACGCCAAUGAUCUUACAAAAAAUUACACAAAGCCAUUCAAAAAGAUCUUAAUUCAGAUUCAUGCACAAUAUCGUACCCAAUGGAAGAACACGGAUGCCGCUGACCUGUAUGAGGGGCUAGCGAUCGUUUUAGAGCGCGGGCAAGGACAACCCGUUAAUAUGAUGGACAUCGCAGGUGUAAUUAAGGAACGAUUUGUACCUUUCGGAAUUACAGUAGCUAUGCGCUCCGAGUGGGAAAAGGAUGAUAUUGGACACACACGAUUCUGCAAUUCACUUGUUCGACUCAUAAUUGCCAUUCUUGAGACUACAACUCAGGAUGUAUUGUAUGAAAUCGAACAGCUCCCACCAUCAGCAGUACUUAUUGGAAAGAUCUUAAUCCCAAUCUGCCUUCAAUACGAUCUUCGCUGGGAUGGCAAUAUUGCAUCUGAAAUUGGAAGAUAUCGACCUAACCCGUCAGCCAACUGGAUGCGUCUUUUGGCCUACACCACAAAGUCAUGUAGUCAAGCGUCAUUAUUAAAAGCAAAAACUUCUGGGUUUUCGUUAACUUCUCUGACAUCUGGAAUUGGUCAUCCAGGUGCCCAAGAUACGGCAGACGCGGCAGAAACCCCAGAAACGAAGGAGACGUUGCAUUCUAUAUCUUCUGUAGCUUUAUUAUUUUCUCUUAGCUUUGUGGCCCUUAAAAUUAUUUUAAUACGUGGCGCAAAAUCGUUUGAUGGUAUUAAGGGAGCUUGGGUUCAAGUGGCUUACUUCCUUAAAGAGGCUCUUGCUUUUGGACAAGCUCUAAAAACCCUUCGUCCGAAAUCAGGAUCAGGUCGCUCAACACCUAGUCAGGUACAAUCCCCAGGGACGUCUCCAAAUUACUGGUCAGUUAUGCCAGGGUCUCCUGAUUUCCGGAUAUCUCUUCAGUCUGGCCCGGUCUCAAUGUCGGUUGUGUAUGAUUUUGCUAUCUGGCGUUUCUUGGAGUUUGUUGUUUGCUACAAGAGUCCAUUGAUCCUAUUUCUAAGGGAUUUUAUUCAUGAAAGACUUCGAGAUGUCGGAAGCUCUCAUAAUCGAUCGACAAUACAUGGCCCUGUCACCCCUAGAACCACAAACUCUGGCAUGACCACUGAUUCUUCUGGACGGAGAUCAAGGUGGAAGAGUUGGAGUGGAGGGCUUUCCCCAAAAGAAAAAGAUCCUAUACCAACUGUAAACAUCAAUACCCCAUCAGUUCAUAUUGAACAUGACACAUCUCCAGUUAAUCUCUCCCCCGAUACUUCGACAUGCGGCUUAGGACUUCAUAUACCUGGGAUGUCUCGCCCAAUAUCAUCACUUAACUCACCUUCAUUUUCUGCUCGUGCUUCCUAUGACUGGUCUGAUACAGAACAGGAUACACAUGCUCAUCCCGGGUUGUCUCCGCGCUCCUCAACUACCCCAAGAAGUAGCCCAGGAAGUCCUGGUAGACCAUCUAUCCUUGCUCAGUCCUCCGAAUAUCAUUCAACAUCUACACUACUUCAUGCCAUCCAUGCAGAAAGUCUUACAGCUCUUGUGGCUGUACAAGUAUUUAUGGGCUAUAAGCCCGCAUUACCAUGGAUGACAGACCGACCUGACACCCAGUUGCGUCCUUGGAGCUACCAUGAAGCAGUAAAAAAGAUGGUGUCAGAGUGGCAACUGAUGCUUCAGCUUCGUUCAGAAACAGCCGAAAGUAUGAAUAAGCAACUUCCUCUCUCUGCUCAUAUAACAGGAUCCCCUCUACAGUAGAUUCAUUUAUCCAAACUAUUACACAAUAUAUUUGUAAAUACAGUGCUCUUUUUUCUUUUCCAAAACACAUAAAUCUUAAUCCUCUAUGAUAUUGGUGUAUCU